GCUCCCAUGCCCUGGCGAUACUGAGAAUUUCGCCCACGUUGCGGAAGACCCCUUCAUGAUGCCGCGUGCUCACGCCUACGUCACGACCACUCACGAACACCACGGGAUCUUAGAGGAGACGAAUCGAUCAAAAUCCCCAACACCUACGACGAAGCCAUGAGCUCUCCCCAGCGCGAAGAAUGGAAAGGAGCGUGCAGCAAGGAAAUGGACAAUCUGCGGAAACACAACGUCUACAAUCUGGUGCCCCUCAGCAGCGUUCCCAAGGGAGAGAAGAUCCUCGGAACAAAAUUCGUCUUCAAGAAAAAUCUGGACGGACGCUUCAAAGCUCGCCUGGUAGUCGGAGGAUAUCGUCAAGAGCCAGGACAGGACUACGGACGCAGCUACGCACCAGUAUGCCGCAUCGGGAGCAUUCGCAUGACGUGCGCCAUUGGCUGCCACAACAACUGGCCCAUCUACCAACUGGACGUUGUCGAUUCCUUCCUGAACGCCCUCUGACAUGUGUACGUCAGACCCGCCCCCGGUAC
This is a messenger RNA of Ectocarpus sp. CCAP 1310/34, 524 nucleotides long. The record is from the annotation of a GenBank genome assembly. Lineage: Eukaryota; Phaeophyceae; Ectocarpales; Ectocarpaceae.